GGAAACAGCGCGGGGCCAGGCAUGGCGGCGGCGCCGGCGGCGGCGGCGGCAGAGGGUGUCCCCGCGACCCCAAGAGAGGAGCCGGUUCGAGACGAUGCCGCCGUGGAGACAGCUGAGGAAGCAAAGGAGCCGGCUGAGGCUGACAUCACUGAGCUUUGCCGGGACAUGUUCUCCAAAAUGGCAACUUACCUGACUGGGGAACUGACGGCCACCAGUGAAGACUAUAAGCUCCUGGAAAAUAUGAAUAAACUAACCAGCCUGAAGUAUCUUGAAAUGAGAGAUAUUGCUAUAAACAUUAGUAGAAACUUAAAGGACUUAAACCAGAAAUAUGCUGGACUGCAGCCUUAUCUGGAUCAGAUCAAUGUAAUUGAAGAGCAAGUGGCGGCUCUUGAGCAGGCAGCCUACAAGUUGGAUGCAUAUUCCAAAAAACUGGAAGCCAAGUACAAGAAGCUGGAGAAGCGAUGAAAAACUUACUCCUGUGGAUCAAAGUCUUUUUUAACAUGGAAGAAUGUUUAUAAGACCUGAAUCCUGAGGCUGAUGAAUUGUCAAAACUCCUCAAAAGGAAACUGUGCUGGUCGUCCCAGAAAUGUACCAACAUUGGAGUAAACUGGAGGACUAUGGCUACCCCUGAACUUCUUUUGAGGCAGUAUCCCUCAGAAACUCACACUUAUAACUUCUUACCUUUUACUUGAAUGUUUCAUCAUCCACUCAGGACAGAGAGUCUCUCAAAGUUCAGGAUAAGCCUGGGCUUGCCAGUGGAAUCAAAUGAGAGGAACCAUUCUUCUCUCAUAGUGGUUGAUUACUCCAUUAUUUUCUUAAUGGCUGGUUUUUUGAGUUUCUGUGUCAACAAUGUUUUUUUCUAUUAAUGAUGCUGAUGUAUUGCUAAUAAGAUCCUAAAUUAAAAAAAGAAAAAAACUUGUUCUUAACAGAUUA
Molecule: messenger RNA, 933 nt
Organism: Enhydra lutris kenyoni (northern sea otter)
Lineage: Eukaryota; Metazoa; Chordata; Mammalia; Carnivora; Mustelidae
Product: biogenesis of lysosomal organelles complex 1 subunit 2
Exons: 5
Coding region: 22-465 (147 amino acids)
Biological process (GO): lysosome localization; endosomal transport
Cellular component (GO): BLOC-1 complex; gamma-tubulin complex; BORC complex
Molecular function (GO): gamma-tubulin binding
Source: RefSeq, a predicted model, not a curated record